Centruroides sculpturatus (bark scorpion) is the source of this 2475-nucleotide messenger RNA. RefSeq lists its product as uncharacterized. Lineage: Eukaryota; Metazoa; Arthropoda; Arachnida; Scorpiones; Buthidae. Gene Ontology annotation, biological process: regulation of DNA-templated transcription. The transcript is spliced from 2 exons. The record is from RefSeq and is a predicted model, not a curated record. Bases 137 to 2188 code for a protein of 683 amino acids. Gene Ontology annotation, molecular function: DNA-binding transcription factor activity, RNA polymerase II-specific; DNA binding.
GGAGCGACUUUGGUGUGUCUGCCGCGUCUGUCUCCCAAGGUCCCCCAUCCAAGCUCGUCAGACAGACAGUAGCUGCGAUGUGAUGGCGUCGUUCUGAAAGUAGACGAACCACAGAGAAGUCACCUUGCGUCCUGCUAUGGACGUUGCUGGCGGUGGCUGUGAGACUGGAUUUAUCAACAGUCAACCUUCCAUGGCUGAAUUUAUGACCGCGCUGCCCCACAUCAAUGAAACGUUCCGCUCGACGCCAUCAAUCAACGGCGGCCUGGUGUCGGCGCCGUCCUCCAUGUGCCAAGCCGAUACGACUGGCGGUACGGCCAGAGGUCUGCCCGGUGCGGUGGCAACCGUACAUUGCACACCUCAGCCAAGUUCGCCGUCGUCCAAACACCCAACAGGCGACAUCGGUGGCGGAAAUGUCCCGGAAUAUCCUUGGAUGAAAGAGAAGAAGACGACCAGAAAACCACACCAAGCUGAAAAUCCAGAUAAUGGGAUGCCUCGUCGACUCCGUACAGCCUACACUAAUACUCAGUUAUUGGAACUGGAGAAAGAAUUCCAUUUCAACAAAUAUCUGUGCCGUCCCCGUCGCAUUGAAAUUGCUGCAUCUUUGGAUUUGACAGAACGCCAAGUAAAGGUGUGGUUUCAGAAUAGAAGAAUGAAACAUAAACGACAAUCUAUGAUGAAUAAAAACGGUGAAGAUAAAAGUGACAAUGAGAGUAAUGAAGCGGCGACAGAAGGAACGGGUGACCAGUCUUCCGAAAUCAAAGACGUAGCUGAUGAACGUUCAAGGACUCCAACAAUCCAAACCGAUAGUCCUCGAACAGAAGGUUCUCGAGACCAAAAAAUUGGGAUUGUUAAUAACGAAGACAGUAUCGGAGGAAGAUCUUCGGUGAAUUCUUUGGAAGGGGGUGGUUUGUUAAGUUCUUCGGAUACAGAAACACAUCGCCCUUCACCAACUGUUUCUCGUCCUAAUCCCUGUGAAAGAGGUGCAAGUCCUUGUGAAGUAGCGAAGUCUCCAGAAACCACUACAACACAAUAUAGGUCACAUACUCAUUACACGGCUAGACAAAAGAACCCAACUGUGAACGGUAAUACAAGAAAUCAGUGUCAUUACGGCACUCCACCGCCUGGAGGUUUAGCGAACAAAACCUGCAAUGUAGACCCUGUAUAUUGCCGCCAGGUUACUAAUGCAGCCUCUGCAACCACCUGGCAACUACCUCCCUCACAUCCUUCUGCCAUGCCGCCCACUGUAAAUUCUCAUCGGCCACAUUUACGUCAUUUUUCGGAAACUCCUUAUUCGACCGAUUCCAUGACACCGAAUGCCAUCAACGGCUAUCCGCAAUUAACGCAAAGAGGUACUUCACCUAAUGUAUGUCCUCCGUUUUGUUACAGGACACCUCCUCCACCUCAACAUCAACAACAUCAAACACACCAUACGAUGGCCGAAGGUUAUUGUAAUCCCAUUCCACCUCAAAACGGUACUUAUCGUCCAACGAGACCGGGAAUGUAUUUUACACCGAGCAACGAGCAGAACCACCGGAUUCAAUCUAACGGAUGCAUACAAUCUCAUUCUUGCCCUCCUCAGGGUCCUCCUACUAUAUCACCCUCUCGCAACCCUAUGGAAGACGAUUAUACUGUUCAUAAUUCACAAAGGACAAUGGUACCGUCAAGACAGUACGGUUAUCCUAAUACUAUUGACCAAUCUGUUUCUCCACACUUCAUGAACGACUACAGAGGACCAGAUCCUAUAUCCGAUUAUUCUUCAGACAGGGCAUGCUAUAAUGGUUACGAGAAUAAUGAGCAACAACAACAAUAUAUGAAUAACGGAUAUAAUUAUACAAAUUAUAAUGAAACAGACGAAUCGAUGCUUUCUCCCUCCAAUAGCGGAGCUGUAUAUUAUGAUUUGAAUGGGUGUAGAACAACUGAUUACAAAAGUAAUGAUACUUAUAACGAUCCAUCAAGAAAUGGUCAACAACAAGAUUCUUCGAAUAUACAAACAUUUGAUAACAGUCCGGGCCAUCAAGAACAUUACAACAUUCAGCAAUGCACAACUACAGAUUCCGAACUUACUUAUAACACCAAUGAUGGUUAUGGAGGUUAUUACGAUGGAGGAGCUAAUAGUGGGAGCGAUUUCAACUUUCUUACAUUGGCAAAUGAAUAUUCCUCCACACCAGAAUAUUAUCAAUUAAGCUGAUUAGAGAAUUGCUAUUGAAAGAUGUCCUAAGUGCAAUAUACGAAAGAAACUGUUUAAUGUCAACGUAAAUAGAUCAUAGAGAUAAAAAAUUUCAGUAAGCUAAAUUUCAGUUCUAUAAUAUACAAUCUCCUUUCUUUUGGCUUUUAAGUUUUUGCUUAUUGUUUAUGUUAAUGUGUCUGGUGUCGCUUUGUCCCUGUUAUGAGAAUUAGAACGCGUAAACCUAUUUCAAAAAGUUGAAAAUAUUUCAUUCAAUUAUAAAUAAAUUAAUAAAAUUAAAUUAUUUAAAU